AUGGCCACGCCUGGCAAUCCUACCACCCGCGAAGCAUACUAUCACCCGUUGACGGGCAUGGUGGCAUCCGGGCUCCGGGAAGAACUUGACUGUGCAGACAUUUGGGCGCAUCCUCUGCUUUUCAAUUCUGAUCAGCCCACUUUCUUUUCGUUUCAGGAAUCCUUCGACGAUUUUACUCACGACCACCCUCGGCAUGAUCUCGCUAUGCCGGGGGUUGAUGAUCGAUACAAUCACCUGUCGUUGGGGACGGCGGAUGAGCUCUAUCAGUCACGAGACGCACCCAGUCAUUGCCCAUCUUUUUCCAGCCUCCAAUCAAGCCUUCAUACGGGGCCUAGAAUGAUACAGUUGCCCGAGCUGUAUACAACAAACGAUAAUUUCCCCGAACUUAUAUCGUUCGACGAAGCAACGACACAGUCCCUCAGCCGACCCCGAAACGCCUCCUGGCCUGCGACCAGUCUGCUUUCGACAUCAACAUCCGCACACCUCUCUGGCCCACCCACGCCAUUCACAGACAGUGUCAGCACAUAUUACGCCCCAUCAAGACCGCAAUGGGAUACACUCGUCUCACACCCCGAUCCCUCGCAGCUCUCGUUCACAGGGUAUGACGAUUAUCUCGAUUGGGUCUGGACUGCCGCAACACUGGCGCCGGAGGUCUGGCAGGAGCAGCACUUGGGCGGCGCAGCCGGGCCCGCCCGGAGCAGCCCGUUCCGAAGGAGACGGUCUGGGAAAAAACAGCCGGUUGCGUGCGUGUUCUGUCGGGAGCGCAAGAUCGCGUGUGGGCGGCCCGCGGGGGCUGCCGACGGCGGCGGCACCGGCGCCGGGGAUCAAUCUUGCAAGUACGUCGUGCUCUAUCCUGUUCUGCGGUCUACACCAGAGUGA
Messenger RNA from Mycena citricolor, 879 nucleotides. NCBI's taxonomy places the organism in Eukaryota, Fungi, Basidiomycota, Agaricomycetes, Agaricales, Mycenaceae. The record is from the annotation of a GenBank genome assembly.